Perca fluviatilis (European perch) is the source of this 3678-nucleotide messenger RNA. Its product is annotated as activin receptor type-2B-like. Gene Ontology annotation, biological process: activin receptor signaling pathway; protein phosphorylation; cellular response to growth factor stimulus. Gene Ontology annotation, molecular function: ATP binding; activin binding; activin receptor activity. The record is from RefSeq and is a predicted model, not a curated record. The transcript is spliced from 11 exons. Gene Ontology annotation, cellular component: plasma membrane; activin receptor complex. The coding region runs from base 402 to 1946 and encodes 514 amino acids. Lineage: Eukaryota; Metazoa; Chordata; Actinopteri; Perciformes; Percidae.
GAAGCCAUUUUGGACACAGAUCAGUAACAUGCAUGUAAACCCCGACCGACCUCCCGAUGCAGCGGUGCUACUAUUCAAGUGAAUAACCUCAAAAAGAGCGCUGAGCUUUCGUCUUGGGUGGUUUAACGUCUUCCCAUUCGGCUUUUGGAUCCACUUCCAAUGCGAAAUACUGCACAUGUUAAUGGACUAACAGUCUGGCAGUCAGUUAAUCGCUCCUAUCUUUUCUUGCAACAUUGUUGCAGCGUCGCGGCUAUUGACACGCGUUGUGGUGGUGGUUAGGCUGCUGGAGGGACCGGAGGCCUGUGGUCGUUUUGAUCCUGGACUGAUGUUUUGGACAACCUGAGUUUUAAUGUUCGCGUCGGGAAGCGGGGGAAAUCUCUGUCCUGUAUUUAAAACGGAACAUGUCUUUUUCAUGGCUGACUUGUUCACUUCUUCUGGGAACUUUAUGCGCAGGGUACAGUCUGGGCGAAGCAGAGACCCGGGAGUGCGUGUACUACAAUGAUAACUGGCGUACGGAGAGGACCAACCAGAGCGGCUUUGAGCGCUGCGAGGGGGAGAAGGACAAGCGACUGCACUGUUAUGCCUCCUGGCUCAACUCCUCAGGGACCAUCAAGCUGGUGAAGAAAGGCUGCUGGCUGGACGACUUCAACUGCUACGACAGGCAAGAGUGUGUCUCCAUGGAGGAAAACCCUCAGGUCUUCUUCUGCUGCUGCGAGGGCAACUACUGCAAUGAACGAUUCACCCACCUUCCUGACAUGAUUGGCAGUGGCAACCGAGUAAAAAUCCGGCCUCCACCCCGAGUGCCGUCCCUGCUCAACGUGCUUGUGUACUCCCUGCUGCCUCUCUGUGUGCUGUCCCUGGCCCUCGUUCUGGCCUUGUGGAUGUACCGCCACCGCAAACCUCCCUACGGCCAUGUAGACCUGAGCGAGGAUCCUGGACCGGCUCCUCCAUCCCCCUUGGUGGGUCUGAAACCACUGCAGCUGCUGGAAAUCAAAGCUAGGGGGCGCUUUGGUUGUGUUUGGAAAGCCCAGUUGAUGAGCGAAUAUGUUGCUGUAAAGGUCUUCCCUGUUCAGGACAAGCAGUCAUGGCAAAACGAGCGGGACAUAUUCCUGACUCCAGGGAUGCGGCAUGAAAACCUCUUACGUUACAUCGCUGCAGAGAAGCACGGCACCAACCUGGAGACGGAGCUGUGGCUUAUCACAGAGUUUCAUGAGAGGGGCUCAUUGACAGACCACCUGAAGGGUAACACUGUGACCUGGAGUGAGCUGUGUCAUAUAGCAGAGACCAUGUCCCGCGGCUUGGCUUACCUCCAUGAGGACAUUCCCAGCUACAAGGGAGAGGGGCCCAAACCCACCAUUGCACACAGGGACUUCAAGAGUAAGAAUGUGAUGGUACGAGAUGAUCUGACUGCAAUCAUUGGAGACUUUGGGCUCGCUGUACGAUUUGAACCAGGAAAACCUCCAGGUGACACGCAUGGCCAGGUGGGUACGAGGCGAUACAUGGCUCCAGAGGUGCUGGAGGGAGCCAUCAACUUCCAGCGAGACUCCUUCCUGAGAAUAGACAUGUAUGCUAUGGGCUUGGUGCUGUGGGAGCUGGUGUCCCGCUGCACAGAGACAGACGGUACAGUUGGCGAGUACAUGCUGCCGUUUGAGGAUGAAAUAGGCCAGCAUCCCUCCCUGGAGGAUCUGCAGGAUGUGGUCGUGCACAAGAAGAUGCGUCCAGCCAUCAAGGACUGCUGGCUCAAACAUCCUGGUCUGAGCCAGAUGUGCGAGACCAUCGAAGAAUGCUGGGACCACGACGCAGAGGCGCGAUUGUCCGCCGGUUGCGUCGAGGAGCGCAUCGGCCAGAUCGCCAGAACGAUUAGCAGCACUACCUCAGACAUCCCCGUCUGCAUUGUGACGUCUCUCACCAACGAGGACCUACCUCCCAAAGAGUCCAGCACCUGAACGGGUGACCCCCAUCCUCCACCCGAGCUCCUGACUUUUUAUUUUUCGAAUCCAAACUCAGCGGAUCUCCGUGAAUAUUUAAAAUCACAAAAACAACAACUAGCAACUUAAAUGCAGCUGCUAUUUAAUCCCAAUACUGGUAUUUUCUUUCCGUUUGUUUUUGGUGUUUGAAGUCGGAUCUUACUAACGCAUCCAUCUGCUGUAGUUUUUGAAGUAGUAAUAAGUUAUGCGAUGGGCACAUCUGAUAAUACCCAUGUGUCAAAUCUUAAAUGUCGUCAUUACCUCAUGUAUUUCUUUUGUUAGUCUAUUUUUAUUACCUCAUAAGUUGUCGUUUUUCCUGUCUUGGUCAUGAUUGUCUGUGGCCAAAUGAAAUGAACUUUUGCUCCAAACCUCGGACAACGUGCUGCACACCUCGGAGGAACCGUUUUGAGACUGUUAGACAAAAUAUAUUCAUCUUCCUCAGGGGUCGAAGCUUCUCGAUUUUUAAACUCGAGUGUGCUCCCUUAUUUUAAACCUGUGAAUGCCUCAGAAUUAAAAAAGAAAAAAAAAAUGAUUAAAAAAACUCAGAGCACCGCUGUUUUAUCGCAUGGGAGGAGCUAAAAUGGGAGCUGAGCAGUUGUAUUGGACAUUGUGGACUUUUUGAAGAUUUGGGACAAGCGUCUUGUCCCAGGGGAACUACCUCUCAGGUAUCCAGUACGCUUCUUUGGAACAUUUUCUCUAAGUUUAGAGCCAAGCUAUCCAGCUAGCUAUCGUGGACAUAUUCCUGGAUUUUAUUUUGUUUUUUAAUUGUAGAAAUUCAGAGUUACUCCUUUGCCAGUGCCAGGAGUAGGUGUCUGGAGUUGCAAUGUUACACUGUGUGUGUGUGUGUGUGUGUGUGUGUGUGUGUGUGUGUGUGUGUGUGUGUGUGUGUGUGUGUGUGUGUGUGUGUGUGUGUGUGUGUGUGUGUGUGUGUGUGUGUGUGUGUGUGUGUGUGUGUGUGUGUGUGAGACUUUGAAGAUUAAAUGAUGUGAGAAGGAUAGUGUGGUUUUAAAGUAAGAACCAUGGACAGAUAGUUGGGGUUUAUCCUUGCGAGGGCCAUACUUGAGUAAGCAACAUGUCUGUUUUUAAUUUGCAUGGGUGUUUGUUCAAUAGACUCAGUCGGACACCAGUCCCCAGAUACCUCAGUCACUAUACAUCAUGCAAGGAGAGCUCAAAUGGUUGCCUUUGUCUCAAAUGCAAUGCCAUAGUUGUACCAUAACAUGAAUACCAUACAUUGAAUGUCCGUUAUGCUGCUGUGACUAUUCCAGGACACUCAAGGAUUUGUAGAUGUACAUUGUACAUGUAUUCUUUGUUAAUAUAACGCUAAUGAUAUUAUGUGAGGCUUAUAUAUAUAUAUAUUUUUCUUUUGUGUUUUUUUUUUUUUUGACUGGGUAAGCCCGCAGCUGCUUACUCCUCCAGACUGACCUCAGAUAUUCUGACAAGUACCUCAGGCUUUUUCUACAUGUAUAUCAAGUUGUGUUAUGUAUUUUAUUGUGUUUUAGUAGUUGAGAUAUUUUAUUGCCGGUUGGGCCUCUUUGUCUGUGGAGAUUUCUUUUUAAAUAGAGCCUGACUAGUUGUCAUGGUGUUAAUCCUGUAUGGUGUUAAUGCUGUACAAACCUAAAAGAAGAGAGGCCGAUUCUUGUAAAUAGACCUGUACACACAGUUGCCGAAUACUGAUCUGUUUUAAAAGAAAAAUGUAUACAAAAUCAGGGCA